UCUGAUAUUUAGCGCCGCCACUCUUCCCUCUCAGACCGCCAGCUGGUCUUCGGGCAGGAUGGGUGUCUACCGCGUCCGCGUGUCCACCGGCUCCUCGCUGUGCGCGGGCUCCAACAACCAAGUGAAGCUGUGGCUGGUGGGCCAGCACGGGGAGGCGGCGCUCAAGACGGGCCUGCGGCCGUCGCGGGGCCGGGAAGUGGAGUUCACGGUGGACGUGCAGGAGUACCUGGGGCCGCUGCUGUUCGUGAAACUGCACAAGUGGCACUUGUUACAGGACGACGCCUGGUUCUGCAACUGGGUCUCGGUGCAGGGCCCCGGAGCCACGGGGGACGAGUUCAGGUUCCCGUGCUACCGCUGGGUGGAGGGCAAGGACACCGUGACCCUGGCCGAGGGCACUGGCCGCACAGUGGUGGACGACCCCCAGGGCACCUUCAAGGAACACCGGGAGCAAGAGCUGGCAGAGCGCAAGAAGCUGUACCGCUGGGGCAACUGGAAAGAUGGGUUAAUCCUGAAUAUGGCCGGGGCCACAAUCUGUGACCUCCCAGUGGACGAGAGAUUUCUGGAAGACAAGAGAGCUGAUUUCGAGGCUUCCCUGGCCAAGGGCCUGUCAGAACUGGCCCUCAAAGACUCCUUAAAUGUCCUGAGCUGCUGGAAUGAUCUGGAAGACUUCAACCGGAUUUUCUGGUGUGGCCAGAGCAAGCUGGCCGAGCGCGUGCGUGACUCCUGGAAAGAGGACGCCUUAUUUGGGUACCAGUUUCUCAAUGGCGCCAACCCCAUGCUGCUGAGGCGCUCCAGGCGGCUCCCGGAUCGCCUGAUCUUCCCUCCCGGGAUGGAGGGGCUGCAGGCGGAGCUGGUGACGGAGCUCCAGGGAGGCACGCUGUUCGAAGCUGACUUCUCUCUGCUGGACGGGAUUAAGGCCAAUGUCAUCCUGUGCACCCAGCAGCACCUGGCCGCCCCUCUGGUCAUGCUGAAACUGCAGCCUGACGGGAAGCUCUUACCCAUGGUCAUCCAGCUCGAACUGCCGCGCACGGGAGGCCCCCCGCCCCUGCUCUUCCUGCCCACGGACCCCCCGAUGGCCUGGCUCCUGGCCAAAUGCUGGGUCCGUAGCGCGGACUUCCAGAUGCACGAGCUGCAGUCUCAUCUCCUGCGAGGACACUUGAUGGCCGAGGUCAUCACUGUGGCCACCAUGAGGUGCCUUCCAUCGAUACACCCUAUCUUCAAGCUCAUCAUCCCGCACCUGCGCUACACCCUGGAGAUUAACGUCCGGGCCAGGAACGGGCUCGUCUCUGACAUGGGCGUUUUCGACCAGGUGGUCAGCACUGGUGGCGGGGGCCACGUGCAGCUGCUGCAGCGGGCGGUUGCCCUCCUGACCUACAGCUCCCUGUGUCCCCCUGACGACCUGGCUGAGCGGGGGCUCCUGGGGGUCCAGUCUUCAUUCUAUGCCCAAGAUGCCCUGCGGCUCUGGGACACCAUCACCCGCUAUGUGCAGGGCAUAGCGCGUCUCCACUACCAGACGGACGAGGCCGUGCGAAACGACACAGAGCUGCAGGCCUGGUGCCGCGAGAUCACUCAAAUCGGGCUGCUCGGGGCCCAGGACCGAGGGUUCCCCGACUCCCUGCAGUCCCAGGACCAGAUGUGUCACUUCGUCAGCAUGUGCAUCUUCACCUGCACGGGCCAGCACUCGUCCAACCACCUGGGCCAGCUGGACUGGUACACUUGGGUCCCUAACACGCCCUGCACCAUGCGACUGCCCCCACCGACCACCAAGGACGUGACGCUGGAGACGGUUAUGGCCACGCUGCCCAACUUCCACCAGGCUUCUCUGCAGAUGGCCAUCACCUGGCAGCUGGGCAGACGCCAGCCCAUCAUGGUGGCUGUGGGCCAGCACCAGGAGGAGUAUUUUACGGGCCCUGGACCCAAGGAGGUGCUGAAGAAGUUCAGGGAGGAGCUGGCCGCCCUGGAGAAGGACAUCGAGGCCCGGAACGCGAAGCUGGACCUGCCGUACGAGUACCUGCUGCCCAGCCUGGUGGAGAACAGCGUUGCCAUCUGAGCACUCGGCCCGCCCGCUGCGGUCCCCACCCCCUCCUGUCCCCACCCCGCUAAGGAGCCCCUUCCCAUCGUCGGAGCCUGCGCUGGACACACUGCAUUCUACACGCAUCACCUUGGGGCCUCGUCCUGCGCCCUCCCUCAUCCUCGGGGUCCCCCCGAGGCAGACCACAAGUCCGCUUAUAUCCACUGCUUCACGAGUAGGCUAGGCUGUCCAUACAUAUCUACUCCGCACCGGAUUUUAUGAAUCAAAUAUGAUUUUGAAACUAAAUUGCAUUUAAUGGCAACAAAUAGAAUUCGCCGAGAAAGGGAAAGAAAGGAAUCUGGAACAAAUGAGUCUAAAUCAAAGUUGGCAAAAGCACGGGGCCGUCUUUCCAGCUGGGUGGGCUCCACCAGCGCCUCACAGGGGUUCUCCAAUCUGCCCCUUCCCGAUUCGCCUACUGGAUGAGAAACGGAAGAAAACUGGGGGGCUCUGUGUCUGUGACCUGUUUGCAGCUCCCCAGUUGCAAAGCCCUGAAUUAAAGUAAUUAACUAGAAACAUACGUUCAAAGUCUCACUGUUUUAACAAGGGAUGACAAAGGAAUCCAGAAAAUCCAGCUUCUGAAUCUGAUGAAAAUUUUGGAAAAAUAAACAGAUGUGAUACUUCUUAACAUGA
Messenger RNA from Suricata suricatta (meerkat), 2701 nucleotides. It is a transcript of the gene ALOX15, whose product is annotated as arachidonate 15-lipoxygenase. The record is from RefSeq and is a predicted model, not a curated record. Bases 59 to 2050 code for a protein of 663 amino acids. Gene Ontology annotation, cellular component: cytosol; plasma membrane. Gene Ontology annotation, biological process: linoleic acid metabolic process; lipid oxidation. The transcript has 14 exons. NCBI's taxonomy places the organism in Eukaryota, Metazoa, Chordata, Mammalia, Carnivora, Herpestidae. Gene Ontology annotation, molecular function: protein binding; arachidonate 15-lipoxygenase activity; iron ion binding.